AUGGCUGAAGCGCUUGUGGAGAUAGUGUUGGAACAAUUUGUUUCAAUCAUUCGUCAACAAACAGAAGAAGGGAUAAGCCUGAUUGUGGGUGCUGAGCAAGAAGUUGAGAAGCUUCAAAGCAACUUCCUGUCCAUUCAAGCUCUGCUUGUUGAUGCUGAGAGCCGACAGGUGAAGGAGAAUACUGUGAGAGUAUGGUUAGCCAAGCUGAGAGACGUGUCCUAUGACAUAGAUGAUGUGUUGGAUGAGUGGAACACGAAGCUUCAAAAAUUAAGAAUUAAGAAAGCUGAAGAUGCUUCUAAGCCUCUAAAAAAGGUAUGGUCCCUUGUUUCUUACUAUCUCAGUUGUAGGCCAUUCGUUGUGCGUUAUGACAUUGCAGUUAAGAUAAAAGGUCUCAAUAGAAAAUUAGAUAUUAUUGCUAUUGAGAAAGAGAGGUUCAACUUUAGAUCAAUCACUGAGAAUAACAAAGAAGUAGAACGACCAAAGACAACCUCUUUUAUUGAUUUAAAGGAGGUUAGUGGAAGAGAUAAUGAUAAGAAUUCACUAGUCGAUUUGCUCUUGAGUCAAAGUAGUCAACAACAAGUCCUCCCCAUAAUCUCGAUAGUAGGGAUGGGAGGAAUCGGCAAGACAACUCUUGCUCGAUUAGUUUUUAAUGAUGAUAAGGAUUAUGUGAUAAAGAAAGAUGUAUUGAUCAAGUUAUGGAUGUCACAAGGUUAUCUAAGGUCAGAGGCAAAUAAGGAUAUGGAGUUAGUUGGUGAGGAGUAUUUUGAAAUGUUAGCAAUACGUUCUUUGUUUCAAGAUUUUCAAAAAGAAGAACAUUAUUGA
Pistacia vera is the source of this 822-nucleotide messenger RNA. Its product is annotated as putative disease resistance protein RGA4. Lineage: Eukaryota; Viridiplantae; Streptophyta; Magnoliopsida; Sapindales; Anacardiaceae. Bases 1 to 822 code for a protein of 273 amino acids. The record is from RefSeq and is a predicted model, not a curated record. Gene Ontology annotation, molecular function: ADP binding. The transcript has 2 exons.